This is a messenger RNA of Candidozyma auris, 363 nucleotides long. RefSeq names its product prefolding complex chaperone subunit. The record is from RefSeq and is a predicted model, not a curated record. Gene Ontology annotation, biological process: protein folding. The transcript has a single exon. Bases 1 to 363 code for a protein of 120 amino acids. Lineage: Eukaryota; Fungi; Ascomycota; Pichiomycetes; Serinales; Metschnikowiaceae. Gene Ontology annotation, cellular component: cytoplasm; prefoldin complex. Gene Ontology annotation, molecular function: protein folding chaperone.
AUGUCCCUCGAUCCACAAUCGUUGCAGAAAUUGCUAGUUGAGAUGGACAACCAGCUCAACAAAACAAGAGCUGACUUGAAUAUGUGCAACGUCCAGCUAGAGAGAGUCGACACCAACCUCAAGAUCAUCGACUCGACAACGUCAAAGUUGAAGAAGCUAACUACUUCUGGUGACAAUGUCUGGCAAGGUGUCGGUAAGGCAUUUGUUGUCAGAGACGUGGACUCUUAUUUGGACAAGAUUGUUAGCGACAAGAAAGAGUUCACAGAGACUAAAGAGUCUUUGAAUAAAAAGAAGAAUUACUUGGAAACCACGUUGGAGAAGACCGUGGACAAUAUGGCUCAAAUCUCCGGUUUCAAGAAGUGA